GGAGGAGACGUGUGUGUAUCACGCUUUCGCUCAUGCUUCUGUGUUUCGCCUACCAAUUCCACCUCAUCGUGCACAUUGUUCUACACUACGACCAUCCAGCAUCCCUCCAGCACACCUUCAUCUUCCGAGGAUCCAGAGAGCUGGGCAGCAUAAACAACCGUAGCUUUGCGCGAGUCGUUGUUGACUUCAUGGGACGCGCUUUUAACGCGAAACGUGUGAAAGUCCUACAAGUCGUCGUCAUAUUAUUUCUUUCGGCUCUUGGAGACAAUGUUUUAAAGCAAACGCUGGCGUGCGCUCUUCGAUUUAAAUGAGCUCAGGUUGGAGAGCCACUGGGAACCCAAGCGAGGAACUAACUUGAACUACGAAAUUGGAGAGCUCCAGCUACUGCGUUGGAUCGGAGACGACGUCUCCGGCUUCCGGGCCAUGAGUAGUUUUAAGGGCCAGGAUGUGGAAAAACAAGGCAUCAGGCUGCCAAAAAAAUGGAUUGAUUCCAAUGAUAAAAUCCCCACAGACCGUACGAUGGUUGUCGGCAGAGUUGUGGGAAGAGGAGAUGCUUUCGAUCCUCCAGGAGUUCCGUUGAGAAAACGGCGUCAGCGCUACGUGGAAAAGGACGGCAAGUGCAACGUCCACCACGGAAACGUCCGCGAAACCUACCGUUACCUGACGGACAUCUUCACCACGCUCGUGGACUUAAAGUGGCGAUUCAAUCUGCUGGUCUUCACGCUGGUCUACACCACCACCUGGGUGUUUUUUGGCUUCAUUUGGUGGCUCAUCGCCUACACCCGUGGAGACCUGGACCACGCCGAUGACAACGAGUGGACACCGUGUGUCAAUAACCUCAAUGGCUUCGUCUCGGCCUUCCUUUUUUCCAUCGAGACCGAGACCACCAUCGGUUAUGGGUACCGUGUCAUAACAGACAAAUGCCCCGAGGGCAUCAUCUUGCUUUUGGUGCAGGCCAUCCUGGGCUCCAUCGUCAAUGCUUUUAUGGUGGGCUGCAUGUUUGUGAAAAUCUCGCAACCAAAGAAACGCGCCGAAACGCUCAUGUUUUCUAACACAGCUGUGAUAUCCGUGCGGGACAGCAAGUUGUGUUUGAUGUUUCGCGUUGGAGACUUGCGUAACUCGCACAUAGUGGAGGCCUCGAUCAGGGCAAAGCUCAUUCGCUCUAAGCAGACCAAGGAAGGAGAGUUCAUCCCUCUAAACCAGACGGACAUUAACGUUGGCUUCGACACGGGGGACGAUCGGCUCUUCCUGGUGUCGCCACUGAUCAUUUGUCAUGAGAUCAACAAGAACAGCCCCUUUUGGGACAUCUCUCAGGAGCAACUGGUGCGAGAAGAGUUUGAAAUAGUGGUCAUUCUGGAAGGAAUGGUGGAGGCUACAGGAAUGACAUGUCAAGCCCGCAGCUCAUACCUGAACUCUGAGGUGCUUUGGGGAGAACGUUUCACCCCUGUGCUCUCGCUGGAGGAGGGAUUUUACGAGGUGGAUUAUGACACGUUCCACCACACCUACCCCGCACCGACCCCUUCCUGCUCCGCCCGGGAGCUUGCAGAACUGGCAAAGAAAGGGGAAGGCAUCCCUUUGCCUGCUAUUUCUCCUCCAGCAACUAUUGGAGAGCCCCCAAGCCCAGAGGAGAUGCCUGAGGAGGAGACCAAGGCAGAUGAAGAAAAAAAGAAGAAGAAGAAGAGACUGUUAGCAAUGGUGAUGUGAACAGAAUGGAGUCUGUGCAAGAAUGAAUUCAUGCAUUGCGAUCUUCAGUCUUUUGCUGCCUCUGUGUGGCAGAUGGACAUAUAUACGGAGAUACAAAAACCCACUUCAACCGCAUAAACGCCACACGAACUGAGAAAUAGUUACAAAUCCACUGGUACUGUUAUUAACCGUUUUCAAAAAUAGAGCAAAGUACAUACGGUAAAGUUUUUAAACUGUAGAUGCAAAAAUGUUUAAAAAACCUCUCUCUGCUUGAAUUGAUUUAAAUGAGAUGUAUAUAUUUGUAGCUUUGUACUGUGAUUGCUUAACCCGCUACUGAGCUUGCGUUAUUGCUUUUGAGGUUUAUAAGGAUUUCUGAAUCCAGUUUAUAAAGAUUAAGAUUCGUUUCAGAUGGUGCUUGUAAGCUACAUUACAGCGUUUUACGAAAGCUUGUUUCUGCCACAGGAUAACAAAAUACUGUGACUUUAUCUCACAAUUCUUGCCAUUCUGGGAAAAACGUCUGAAUUGUGAGAUUCUGAGGGGAAAAACAUUUGCAACAUAAAUUUCGUGAA
Puntigrus tetrazona (Sumatra barb) is the source of this 2252-nucleotide messenger RNA. RefSeq lists its product as uncharacterized. The coding region runs from base 424 to 1704 and encodes 426 amino acids. Gene Ontology annotation, biological process: potassium ion import across plasma membrane; regulation of monoatomic ion transmembrane transport. NCBI's taxonomy places the organism in Eukaryota, Metazoa, Chordata, Actinopteri, Cypriniformes, Cyprinidae. The record is from RefSeq and is a predicted model, not a curated record. Gene Ontology annotation, molecular function: G-protein activated inward rectifier potassium channel activity. Gene Ontology annotation, cellular component: plasma membrane. The transcript is spliced from 4 exons.